Messenger RNA from Penicillium malachiteum, 969 nucleotides. RefSeq names its product AHA1 family protein. Gene Ontology annotation, cellular component: cytosol. The transcript has 3 exons. Bases 1 to 969 code for a protein of 322 amino acids. Lineage: Eukaryota; Fungi; Ascomycota; Eurotiomycetes; Eurotiales; Aspergillaceae. Gene Ontology annotation, molecular function: ATPase activator activity; protein-folding chaperone binding. The record is from RefSeq and is a predicted model, not a curated record. Gene Ontology annotation, biological process: protein folding; positive regulation of ATP-dependent activity.
AUGGUUCUUCACAACCCCAACAACUGGCACUGGGUGAACAAGGACGCCUCUGGCUGGGCCAAGGAGUACCUGCAGCAGAACCUCACUGUCAUCAGUGCCGAGGAAGGGGGCGUGUCGGUCAAAGUAGACAAGGUGUUGUCGAUGGAUGGCGACGUAGACGUCAGCCAGCGCAAGGGCAAGGUCAUUACCCUGUACGAUGUCAAGCUGUCGCUAGAGUACUCAGGUAAGACCAAGGACGCCGAGGAGGUUAGCGGUUCCAUCACCAUCCCCGAGGUAGCCCACGACACCGAGGAAGAUGAGUACGUCUUUGAGCUUGAGAACUACGCCGAUGCUUCCUCCAAGCAGCCUGUAAAGGACCUCGUCCGCUCCAAGAUCCUCCCUCAGCUGCGCGUCGCUCUCGCAAAGCUCACCAAUGCCCUGGUCGCCGAGCACGCUAAGGACCUCCAGCACGCCCCUGGCGUUAACCCUUCCAGUGGCUUCACUCCUGCCACUAUCCACCCCCAGACCAACAAGUCCUCGGCUCCUACUGCUACUGCCACUACCACCACAUCCACCGGCAAGGUCGCCGUUAACACCACCACCGUGACAGCCUCGGAUGAGUUCCGCACCACCGCCGAGGAGCUCUACACCACCUUCACUGACCCCAAGCGUCUGACCGCAUUCACUCGUGGUCCUCCCCGUCUGUUCGAGGGUGCUAAGGUUGGCGGCAAGUUCGCCAUCUUCGACGGAAACGUCACUGGUGAAUACGUUAAGCUCGAUGGACCUAAGCAGAUUGUCCAGAAAUGGCGUCUGGCUCAGUGGCCUGCUGAGCACUUCAGUACCCUGGCUAUCAACUUCGAUCAGAAUGAUGUCGACGGUGUGACUCAGAUGCGUGUUGAGUGGUCUGGUGUUCCUGUUGGUCAGGAAGAUGUCACCAAGCAAAAUUGGGACAUGUACUAUGUUCGCAGCAUCAAGCAGACUUUCGGGUAG